This is a messenger RNA of Odobenus rosmarus divergens (Pacific walrus), 1670 nucleotides long. It is a transcript of the gene SLC25A37, whose product is annotated as solute carrier family 25 (mitochondrial iron transporter), member 37. The coding region runs from base 125 to 1141 and encodes 338 amino acids. Gene Ontology annotation, cellular component: mitochondrial membrane. The transcript is spliced from 4 exons. Lineage: Eukaryota; Metazoa; Chordata; Mammalia; Carnivora; Odobenidae. Gene Ontology annotation, molecular function: ferrous iron transmembrane transporter activity. The record is from RefSeq and is a predicted model, not a curated record. Gene Ontology annotation, biological process: iron import into the mitochondrion.
CCCGCCAUGGCGUCAGGCGCCGCAAAACCGGGGAGGUGGUUCCCACUUUAAGAAGUGAAGUUUUUCGCCCCCUCCCCCUCCCUGCCCACCUCCUGCAGGCUCCCGCGCCCCGCGGAGCUGGCGGAUGGAGCUGCGCUGCGGCGGCGUAGGGAGCCAGGCUGUGGGGCGCAGGAUGGAUGGGGACAGCCGAGAUGGCGGCGGCGGCUGCAAGGACGCCGGGUCGGAGGACUAUGAGAACCUGCCGACCAGCGCCUCCUUAUCCACCCACAUGACAGCCGGAGCGAUGGCCGGGAUCCUGGAGCACUCGGUCAUGUACCCGGUAGACUCAGUGAAGACACGAAUGCAGAGUUUGAAUCCAGAUCCCAAAGCGCAGUACACAAGUGUCUACGGAGCCCUUAAGAAAAUCAUUCGGACUGAAGGCUUCUGGAGGCCCCUGCGAGGCCUCAACGUGAUGAUGAUGGGCGCAGGGCCGGCCCACGCCAUGUAUUUUGCCUGCUAUGAAAACAUGAAAAGGACUUUAAAUGCCGUUUUCCACCACCAAGGAAACAGCCACCUAGCCAACGGGAUAGCUGGGAGUAUGGCCACCCUGCUCCACGACGCGGUAAUGAAUCCAGCAGAAGUUGUGAAGCAGCGCAUGCAGAUGUACGACUCGCCGCACCGGUCAGCCCUCCGUUGCGUCUGGACGGUUUGGAGGACCGAGGGCUUGGGGGCCUUCUACCGGAGCUACACCACACAGCUGACCAUGAACAUUCCCUUCCAGUCCAUCCACUUCAUCACCUACGAGUUCCUGCAGGAGCAGGUCAACCCUCACCGGGGCUACAACCCACAGUCCCACAUCAUCUCGGGUGGGCUGGCCGGGGCCCUCGCCGCAGCCGCCACCACCCCUCUGGACGUCUGUAAGACCCUCCUCAACACUCAGGAGAACAUGGCCCUCAACCUGGCCAACAUCAGCGGCCGGCUGUCAGGCAUGGCCAAUGCCUUCAGGAUGGUGUACCAGCUCAAUGGCCUACCCGGCUAUUUCAAAGGCAUGCAGGCCCGUGUCAUCUACCAGAUGCCCUCCACGGCCAUUUCCUGGUCUGUCUAUGAGUUCUUCAAGUACUUUCUCACCAAGCACAAGCUGGAAAAUCGAGCUCCGUACUAAAGGAACAGGCCAUGGGCAGUGAUUCCAGAAUCUUUUAUUUUAAAAAGGCUUUUCCUGCCUGCUUCCAUUCCCUUGACCUCACGCCGAGGUUAUGUUGACGGGGUGUUGGCAGGGUGGGCCCUCUGCUCCCUGACGCCUCAGAGAGCGGGGACAAUGGGACAGCCGCUGACCGGAAGGCCGUCCACAGGGACGUCUGAGGUGGUAGGUGGGGAAAGACUCUGGACGAGGAGUGGGGGAUGGCUUUUGCUCUCCCUCCCCUGACAGGAAUGUAGCUUUUCUGUCUCCCUGUAGCCGUCUCCUGCCCUAUGAUCGCAGCUCACAAGGGAGGGGAGAAGAUGUGCAGUGACUGAAAGCAUUAAAGAAAAAAAGAGAAUUCUGUAUAUAAAAGUUCUAGUACACAGUACAAAAUAGAUGGAUAAUGUUUAUCCUUUAUUUUUCUAUGUAGAAGUCUUUGGGCGUGUGUGUGUGUGUGUGUGUGUGUGUGUGUGUGUGCAAAUAAGUGGUACAGCUGGGAAUAUCAAGUUGUUUU